AUGAGAGUUGUGGCCAGGACGCGGUUGGCGGCAGCGGGGCAGACGCCGUCGAACUGUAGAACGCGGCCGUCGGCAGCGACAGUGCGCAGCGAGCCGCCGCGCAGGGAGGUGGUCGCGAGCGAUGCGCGUGCCCUUGCCAUGGAUGUGUGGAGCGCGGGUGCAGCGUGCGCGCGAGCGCCAGCCCCGUUGACGCCGGCACGGCCGCCGGCACACUUUGCGCUCACUUUCUUUCCCGGCGCCGGCGCCGGCGCUGGCGCACACCCGCCUUCGCACCGGACACAAGUACAGGCUGCGGAGGGCGGAGGAGCGGCGGCGGGCGCAGGCGGUGCGGUUCGCGCCGCCGUUCCCUGCAGGGUGUGCGGCGACAAGGCCUCCGGCUACCACUACGGCGUUACCUCUUGCGAGGGCUGCAAGGGCUUCUUCCGGCGUAGUAUACAGAAGCAAAUCGAGUACAGGUGCCUGCGCGACGGCAAGUGCCACGUCAUCCGCCUAAACCGCAACCGCUGCCAAUUCUGCCGCUUCAAAAAGUGCCUUGCCGUCGGCAUGAGCCGCGACUCGGUGCGAUACGGUCGAGUGCCGAAGCGGUCGCGCGAGUGCGACACCAUGCCUGAACUGGUGCAUACAGAGAAUGAGAUGGGCGUAGGCGCAGCACCAGGCGUGGCACCAGGAUCGGCACCAGGUGCGGCACUAGGCGCGGCACCAAGCGCGGCAUCCAGCGUGGCACCAAGCGCGGCACCGGGCUCGGGAGCGGCAGAGCCUCCAGCCGUGACACUCGGUGGGGCUCGUUCUGAAACUAGUCCAGAGCCCAGAGCCAGGGAGGCUGACUUGGGUCUGGAGGCGAGGGCGGAGGCUGGGGUGGAUGCGGAUGCGGAGGCGCAGGGCGGUGGUGAGGAGCCGGCGCAAGAGCUGGCGCGGGUUGUGUUUGCCGCGCACUGCAAUAACAACACAUACACGGAUGAGCUGCGCCGCUCCUUGUACAACCAUUCUAUCAUUGUGCUCGACGACUUCGACAACGAAGGUGAUGGAACAGGAAGCGGCGAGGCAGCGCUGCUGUGGCACCGACUGGCGGCGCGCAUGACGCCGCAUGUGCAUGAGGUGGUCGGCUUCGCCAAGCGCCUCCCGGGCUUCUACGCUUUACCUCAGGAUGAUCAGCUUAUACUUAUAAAGCUGGGGUUCUUCGAGGUGUGGCUGACGCGGGCCGCGCGGCUGUCGACGCCUGCGCAGCUCGUCUUCGACGACGGCACCGCCUUCACGCACCACCACCUCGAGAUACUUUAUGAUCAUGAGUUCGCCGGGGCGGCGCUUGCGUACGUGGCGGCGCUGCGUCGGCUGCGCGCCUCCGAGCAAGAGCUGGCGCUGCUUACGGCGGGCUUGCUGCUCAGCCCACAUCGCGCGCCGCUGGCCGCGCGCGACCGCGUUGCUCGUCUGCACCGGGCCCUCGAUGACGCCCUUCGUCACCUCGCGCGGGAGGGUCGUGCGGCGGCGUUCGCGGCUGCGGCGCGGUCAGCGCGCGCGUUGGGACGGCGGCACCACGAGCUGCUGUGGUGGCCGCGCGCGCAAUGGCGCCGGCUCGCGCUGCCCGCGCUCUUCGCCGAGGUGUUCGACAUACCCAAGGCCGAGGACGAUAACGACGCCCAAUUCCCCAGACUCGAUACACACAACGCGCCAUCUCUGAAUUGA
Messenger RNA from Papilio xuthus (Asian swallowtail), 1680 nucleotides. Its product is annotated as Ecdysone-induced protein 78C. The transcript is spliced from 8 exons. Lineage: Eukaryota; Metazoa; Arthropoda; Insecta; Lepidoptera; Papilionidae. Gene Ontology annotation, biological process: regulation of DNA-templated transcription. The coding region runs from base 1 to 1680 and encodes 559 amino acids. The record is from RefSeq and is a predicted model, not a curated record. Gene Ontology annotation, molecular function: nuclear receptor activity; zinc ion binding; sequence-specific DNA binding.